Messenger RNA from Penicillium angulare, 1122 nucleotides. RefSeq names its product dual specificity protein phosphatase family protein. Gene Ontology annotation, biological process: protein dephosphorylation; regulation of ERK1 and ERK2 cascade; negative regulation of SCF-dependent proteasomal ubiquitin-dependent catabolic process. The coding region runs from base 1 to 1122 and encodes 373 amino acids. Gene Ontology annotation, molecular function: F-box domain binding; protein tyrosine/serine/threonine phosphatase activity. The transcript has a single exon. The record is from RefSeq and is a predicted model, not a curated record. Gene Ontology annotation, cellular component: cytoplasm; nucleoplasm. Lineage: Eukaryota; Fungi; Ascomycota; Eurotiomycetes; Eurotiales; Aspergillaceae.
AUGUCCACUCAAUCUGAGAACACUCCACUACGUGGUCUCGUGCUCAGCACCAUGUCCGGCUUCAACAACCGCGAGAUUCCAAUGUCUCAACAAGAAGGCGCAUCAUACACUCGCACACAAGAAUACUUCUCAACAACACCAAGGUAUCCAGCAGCACUGCGCGCAAACUCAACAAUAAACUUCUUCAACCACAAAGACGACGGCAACGACAGCGACACCGUCAUCGUCGACAAAAAGCUAUUUGAACCAUCGCUCCACGCCUUCGCAGAAGGAGACUUCAUUCCACCAGCCUUCUUUAAGAAAGCCCAUCUAGACGGCUUCACCCGCCGCUUCAAAUAUUCUCAAUGGGCCUACGAAAUGCGCCGUGAAGCCCAGCUCAUAUUACCAUUUCUCGCAUUGGGCCCCUCAUCAUGUCUUCGUGAUAGGGAAUACCUCCGAACUCAAGGAUUCACACUUCUGCUCGGAGUCAGGAAUACGCUUUCUGCGCACGCACGUCUGGUUUCUGGUGAGAUGGCCGCUGCCGAAUUGGGCAUUCAAGCAGAUACCAUUGACGUAAUGGAUAAUCAAGAGCUUAUUUCGGCGUUUCCACGCGCGAUAAGACGGAUUAAUAAUCAUCUUGCUGGAUGUGAUGUUUCGAAUGGCUUUAUGAAUAUGAAUAUGAACACAGGAGACAUGAUAAUAAGCGACAAUCAGAAUCAAAACCAGAGCGAAAAGAAAAAGAUCCUCGUCUUUUGUGAAACGGGUAAUGAGCGAUCAGCCGGUGUGAUAAUUGCUUAUAUCAUGGCAAUGUUGAAUCAAGAUGCUAUGAGCGCAACGCGAAUGAUCCAACAACACCGAUUCUGCGUCUCAAUUGAAGAGCCUCUCAAGCGAAUUCUCAAUGCAUUCGAGUCUAUUCUUGCUGCAAAGCGAGAUGUAGAAAAGGCAAGACGCAUGGCUGUUUCAUCUAGUGCGCCUAGUUUAGCGCCGCCACCUGUUCCGGCUGUUUUGUUGGCGAAGAAGCGCAGUUUUCAGGUUCGGCAGGAGGAGGAUGCGGCGAUGGAUGGGGGGAUGGAUAUGGAUAUGGAUGAUGAUUCGAUGGUUGAUCGGAAACCUAUUGCGCCGUUUCAAGAUCGAGUGGUUUAG